Messenger RNA from Penicillium malachiteum, 273 nucleotides. RefSeq lists its product as uncharacterized. The transcript has a single exon. NCBI's taxonomy places the organism in Eukaryota, Fungi, Ascomycota, Eurotiomycetes, Eurotiales, Aspergillaceae. The coding region runs from base 1 to 273 and encodes 90 amino acids. The record is from RefSeq and is a predicted model, not a curated record.
AUGGCCUCUCAGAAGCUCCCCGAGGCACCAUCUAUGAUGAAACCCUCUCUGCGCGGUAUUUGGUAUGACUCUCUGGAUUGGGAACAUUUACCCGCCACCCCGAUUCUCAGUAUCUUCCAAUUUGAGUUUCUAUCACUUGUAAAUCUGGAGGAUACUUCACAGACGGUCUCAGUUCUCUGGCGAAAGUCUGUGGAGUUUGCGUCGACACUCCCGGGCUUCCAAGGACUCUAUUGGGCUCCAGUCAAUCAAAGUGCCGUCAUGGUCUUGAUUUAA